AUGGCGAAAAAGACAAAGUCCGAUAAGUCCAAGAGCGCCGACCAAGCGGCUGCCGCGCCCUCUUCCCAGCUCCUGGACCUUGUAGAAAGCUUCCUCUCCGAUAGCUCUCUCACAGCCGCCCAUGAUGCCCUGAAGAAGGAGCGGAAGAGCAAGGGCUGGGCCUCCUCCGGCUCCAAGGGCGCUUCCCUUCCCUACGAUGGCGACGACGAGUCUUCGAGCUCCGACGAAAGCUCCGAGAGCAGUGACAGCGACUCGAGCGACGAGGAAAUGGACGAGGCUCCCGCCGCGGCCCCUGUCGCGGCUGCCCCGCCCGCUAAGAACUUGAAGAGGAAGGCCCCGGCCUCGGAUAGUUCCUCCUCCAGCGAGUCGAGCGACUCCGACUCGUCGGAUAGCGACUCUAGCUCGAAGAAGAAGAAGAAGCCCCAGGCCAAGAAGGCCAAGGUGACCAAGAAGGACUCUGACUCGUCGUCCUCGUCAUCUUCGCAUAGCAGCUCCGAUAGCAGCUCGGAGAGUAGUUCCGACAGCAGCUCCGAUAGCAGCUCUGACAGCAGCUCCGACAGCGGUUCGGGCAGCAGCUCCGACAGCGAUUCUGACAGCGACUCCUCGGCCGUUGCCAAAAAGGCGGCCGCUGUUCCUCUCCCCGACUCCGACACCUCGAGCUCUGACUCGGGCUCGUCUUCCGACUCGUCUUCGUCCGAUUCGGAUAGCGACAGCUCCGACUCAGACGCCAAGAAGGAGGUCAAGAAGGCAUCCAAGACUCCUCUCCCCGACUCGGACUCCUCAUCCUCGGACUCCUCGUCUGAUUCUUCCUCCGACUCCUCCUCCGACUCUUCCUCCGACUCUGAUAGUGGGAUCAAGGCCACUCCUGCCGCCGUCGUUGCCCAAAAGAAGAAGGACAAGGCUUCCAAGGCCUCCAAGGCUGCCCCAGCCUCCGAUUCCUCGGUGACCAUUGGCAAGGGAAGGCGGCCCCAAAACGAACCCUUCUCCCGCAUCAAGAAGGGCCGCCAGGUCGAUGACAGGUUUCACGGCGAAUACGUUCCCAGCGCAUAUGAUCAACGCAUCUUUGACGACCUCGCGGUAGUCAAGGGUAAUGGCUUCACCAAGCAGAAGAAUAAGAUGAAGCGCGGCAGCUUCCGCGCGGGUGCCAUUGACCUCAACCAGAGGGCGGGCAUCAGGUUCGAGGACUAG
Messenger RNA from Parascedosporium putredinis, 1188 nucleotides. The record is from the annotation of a GenBank genome assembly. NCBI's taxonomy places the organism in Eukaryota, Fungi, Ascomycota, Sordariomycetes, Microascales, Microascaceae.